AACCGACACCGUUUAAUGGGCUAUUGGAUUUGCUUUUCCCAGAGAAAAGUGGGGAAAUAACUGAACCGUUUUCAACCGUCAGCAACCGCUGAAGAAAUCCAACGGCCUAAAUUACUCUCAAUGACACGCGUAAAAAACCCAAUACACUUGAUAAACUGCCCUUUCAAAAAACGUCAUCACUUCCUUUCCUCCAACAGGGCCAAUGGCUCAUAGUUCUCCCAAUCAUGGCGGCCGAAUUUCACUGCAUUUUCAUUUUAUUCCUCGCAUUGUUCUUAACUUAUAGUGCAGAUGAGGCAACAGUGCCAAAGUUUGCAUUCAGUUGGUUGGAUGACAAGGACACAUUCCGAGCUGGAGAUACUGCUACCAUCAAAAUCAAAGUUCUGGGAAACUUUGACAGCAAAGGAAAUGCUUCGCUUGACAGAAGUGCUUUUAAGCCUGCACUGACGGUGAAUGGGAAGACGGGGAAUAGUUCUUACGUAUCUGGUGUUCUUCUAGACACUGCUGGUGAUCCUAGUACUUGGCAAAUUGUCUUUACCCCAAUUCUUGCCGGAUUGUUUAAUUUGAUCAUCGAUGAUGACCCUUUCAAAGUCAUGGAUUCAUCUCUACAUUUCACUGUUGAGCCAGGGUCAAUGUACCCUUCUGCCAGUGUUGCUUCCUGGCUGGGCUUCCUGAAUGAAUUCGAAGCGGGUUCAAAGGCUCCACUGUUGAUUCUUCCUAAAGAUGCAUUUGGAAAUAACGUUUCUUCAACUGACAAAGAACUGAAUUCUUAUAACAUUUCAAUGACUGCUCUCCAUGAAAAUGGCUCCAUUGCAACUAUGGUAAAUAUCACUAACAUGGGUUGGAACGAAUUUGGUUAUAUCAUUGUGGAGUUUAUGGCAGUGAAAGCAGGAAACUUCUUGUUGCAUAUGGAAGGGGCAAGCCAAAUCUUGAAUGGUUCUCCACUACCAUUCAAGGUAAAUCCAGGACCUCUAGAUGUCUCUAAUUGUGUGGCCAAAUGGAAAUUUGAAUUCAAUGCGUGGCAAAUCUUUUCUAAGAUGGAAAUACUCAUAUACCAGCAAGAUCAGUAUGGAAACCUUGUUCCAGGCUUGACUGAAUUUGAUGCUGAUGUUAUAGAGAAAGAGACAAACCUGUCUGUACCUGUAGGAGAUUUGCAAUUUGAAGAAGUAGAGCCGGGGAUUCAGCUGUUUUCUUUCGGCAUGUCUGAACCAGGGAAUUUCUUGCUCACGAUUUCUGAUAUGAAGCACAAUAAAAGCAUUUCAAAUAUGCCAUAUGCUUAUACUGUCUUUGUAGGUUAUUGUGAUGGAUUCAAGAGUUUCGUCAAUGGGACUGGUUUAAAUAGUUCUGUUGCUGGGGAAAUGGCAGAGUUUUCAGUUUAUUUAAGUGAUGCUUUCCAAUAUCCCUCCCCGGUGGAAGUAGAAAGACUUCAAGUAGAAAUCAAAAGGGAAAUUGAUGCCUGUUCUGUGUUGCCUACCAUAUAUCCUACACAGUUCAGCAAUGGAGAAUUACUUGAGGAUGCUGUAACCGAAACUGAAUUUGCUCCUGCUCCAUCUGUUGGCCUGAAUAACACUCCUCCUGAAAGCUUGAAAGUUCAGGCCAGUGCAUUCAAUGUCAUGUAUACUCCUGAAAAGAGUGGGAUCUACAAAAUUCAUAUACUCUGUGGAAAUAUUAUCCUGAAUGGUGGUAUUCCAUUCACAAAGGAAGUAAAAGCAGGUGAGGUUAAUAUAUCACUCUCAGGAGUUCUGAGAUUUUCUCCCAAGGCACCAAAGCUCGUUAGAAAUGAAAUAGUAGUACAGCUGAGGGAUUCUUUUGCCAAUCCUGUCCUCUCAGAACAGUCAAAGCUAAGUCUAGAGCUUGUUUCAGUUAACAAGACAGGUUUCUCAAGUUGGAUGUUUGUGGAUAACAAUGAUGGUUCAUACACAGGUCACUAUCUUGCCAUGGAAGUGGGCACUUAUGAGAUGUGUGUAUCAUUUGACAGAGAGCAUUUCUCACCCUGCCCUUUUGAGAUCAACGUGUAUGGAAGUGAAUAUUUUCCUAAAGCAUAUGAUGAUACAAUAUCUCUUUGGGAGGAUGAGUCAAUUUCUUUUGAUGUGUUAGGAAAUGACUACUUCGCUGGUGGCAAUGCAAGCAUUGUCAAAUUCUCAAAACCAGGUCAUGGUUCACUUCUACAGUAUGGAAGGCUCUUUAGAUAUACACCUUACAAAGAUUACUAUGGGAAUGAUUCCUUUCUGUAUACUAUAUCUGACAUAAAUGGCGAACUCGCUACUGCUGCUGUCAACAUUUCUGUACUCACUAUCCCACCUCAGUUAAUUUCUUUUCCAAGUCAAUUGCAGGCAAUGGAAGAUGUGAUAAGUCCCAGAUUCGGUGGUUACUAUGGAUUUGAAAUGAAAUAUUCAGAUCCAAUGGAGAAUAUCUCUGUCAUUCUCAGUGCCAAGUCUGGGAAAGUAUUCCUGUCACCUAUGCCGAUGCAAUUCUGGCAGCCAAUAUGGAGUGAACUUUCUGUAAGUAAGGGGGAUGAGGAAGGAAAGAAUUUGACCAUAAAGGGACGCCUAGAAGCAAUAAAUUUUGCACUUCAGUCUAUUCAAUAUCUUGGGAAUGAGAAUUUUUCGGGUGCGGACACCCUUCGAGUUUCGGCCAGGAACAGAAACGGGGUCAAUGACUUGGAUGUUCCAGUUCUGGUGGAGCCCAUUAAUGAUCCUCCAUAUGUUAACGUUCCUGAAUUCAUCAUAUUGAAGAGCACUAGGGAUGAAUCUUUGUUGUUUAACAAAGAAACAGAUAAGUUUCAGUUUUCUAUUGGAGAUCCAGAUCUUCUUAACUUCCCCGGAGGUGAGUCUGGCUUUCUACUCACAUUUUCAGUGGAAGUCAGUGAUGGGUUUUUACUAGCAACUCUACCAGCUGCUCUUAUCGAUUCGACUGAACUGAAGCUGAAGAGUACUUAUCAGUGGCAACCUCUUCAGACAUAUGUUACUAUCUCAAAGCAUUUUAAGGUCAAAGCUAUAGGAAUAAGAUUCCGAGCAUCACUGAAUGAUUGCAACACUGUCAUGGAACAACUGGCCUACCAUGGUGGAGAACAUGGUGCUGCUAUAACAGUGAAAAUAAGUGAUUUGGGCCACUAUGGAUGUUAUCUAGAUUGUGCUGAAAGGGUAUCGAAGCCUUUGUGCGCUGAGGCCACUGUAAACCUAAUUAGAGGAAGGCCAAUGAGCUCAUUGCUAGUUCGCACCCUUGGAUCAGCUAUAUUCAUUGAAUUCCUUUCGUUACUUUCACUUGGAUCGGUGUUUCUCUUCUUCACAUGCAAAUGUGCAAUUCUUCUUGUCAACGAGAAAAGGCGGCAGAACCCCAGAAAUUCCGAGCCGUCUAGAGUGCAAAGUUCCCAGCAAGAAACUUUAAGUGCAAAUUCAACAGAGGAUGCGAUUCACUUCACAGGGUGUUGUUGCUCAAGCGCCCUUCCUACAAAGCUGCCACUUUCCACCUAGUCCUUUAACAUUAACUAAUGUUUGACAUAUGUUUAUUCAUAUUGACAUUAAAAAUCUGGAACAAAUUUCUUCCUUGUAUAACACCGUCGUUACUCGUUACAUACUAGCUCAGUAGGCAAAUGAGAGCUGCCCAUUGACGACCCUUUCGCUCUUUGCAAAUCUCUGACCAA
Theobroma cacao (cacao) is the source of this 3640-nucleotide messenger RNA. It is a transcript of the gene GEX2, whose product is annotated as gamete expressed 2. NCBI's taxonomy places the organism in Eukaryota, Viridiplantae, Streptophyta, Magnoliopsida, Malvales, Malvaceae. Gene Ontology annotation, molecular function: actin filament binding. Gene Ontology annotation, biological process: pollen sperm cell differentiation; actin cytoskeleton organization. The record is from RefSeq and is a predicted model, not a curated record.